Molecule: messenger RNA, 1002 nt
Organism: Geodia barretti
Lineage: Eukaryota; Metazoa; Porifera; Demospongiae; Tetractinellida; Geodiidae
Source: the annotation of a GenBank genome assembly
UUGUUUCACCGGCGGGCAGGUCGCAGUGUGGACCGUCGUCGCCGCCACAACCGGGUCGCCGUGGAACAAGUUCUCGACAAUUCCCUCGCACGAGCGGAACUCCCUGCCCUCUGGCGACGUGUCGAGGGGCCGACGUGGCUUGUGGCGGCGGCGAUCUACGGCGGGUGGCUGGCGCUCACCUGGUACCAUCAUGCGCUGCCGUGGUGGCUGGUCCUGCCCCUCGGCGGCUGGUUGAUCGGCUGGCACGGCAGCCUGCAGCACGAGGUGAUCCACGGACAUCCGACGCGCCGGCCCGAGCUCAACACAGCACUGGCCAUGGCGCCGAUCGCGUUGUGGCUGCCGUACUCCCUUUACCGCAGCCGGCACCUCCGGCACCACGCCACCCCGCACCUGACCGACCCGCUGGCCGACACCGAAAGCUUCUACGUUGACCCUGCGCGGUGGCGUCGGCUGGGCCCGGGCCGGCGGUUCCUGUUACGGGUCCACAACACGCUGGCCGGCCGGCUGCUGCUGGGGCCGGCGUUGGCAAUUCUCGCCUUCUGGCGCGAGGAAGGCGCCCGGCUCGUCCGCGGUGAGCCGGGAUGCGCGCAAAUCUGGGCGACACAUGUUGUGCUGACGGCGCUGGUGCUGGUCUGGGUGUUGGUCGUCUGCGGCAUCCCGCUCUGGGCUUAUGUAAUGCUCUACGUCUAUCCGGGCACCGCGCUCAUCCUGCUGCGCUCCUAUCACGAACAUCGCCCGGCGGCGGACCAGGCAGAGCGCACUGUCAUCGUCGAGGCCGGCCCCCUGAUGAAGCUGCUCUUCCUCAGCAACAAUUUUCAUGCGCUCCACCACGAGCGACCCGGCAUCCCGUGGUACGACCUGCCCCGCGUCUACCGCGCGGAACGGGAGCGGGUGCUCGCCGACAAUGGAGGUUUCGUGUUCGCCGGCUACGGCGAUAUCGUGCGGCGGUUCCUGUGGCGGGUGAAGGACUCGCCACUGCACCCCGGCCAGGCCGGCGGUUAG